GUGAAGGGGUCGUUAUCAAAGUGUUGGGGGCGUGUUUGUUAUUUGCAAACUGCCUGCUUUUCUAAUUCUACUGUAUUGAUGGAGAUCCCUAGAUAAGUGCCACGGGACACAGUCUGGAAGAGAGCAGUCAUAUAGAAAACCAACCUUCAGGUGAAAAGAAUAUAAACCCAGUGAGACAUUUCACAAUUCAGGAUCGCAAGGGAACAGCCUCAUCUAUUGUUGGAAGUGGACAUUUGGAGGGACAUUGCACACCAGAUUCUGAUGUUUGCCAGCAAUUUCAGUAUUGACAGCAUUCUGUCCAGCAAGGACACCAAAUGUCCUUCAGGUCAACUCCUGUGGCAGUGUUGCCCACUUCUCCUCCGCUCUGCAAAUGGCUUUCUGCCCAGCUGGCACAAUUUUGGUUAUUCUGGACUUCAAUCAGCUCAACAAUCAGCACCAGCUGAUGGUUUCUCAGGACAUGAAGACUUUUACUGUGGACGCAUGGAAAAGCAAUCAUGCUGUUCAAAUUGGGUCCACCAGCCCCCUCCGCAUUACUGUUUGAGACGCACAGGUAUGCCACAGCUGGGUCUUCACUUGCUGAGCCAGGUUCAGAAGAAGAGACGGAGACACAGAACAGUCUUCACAGAGAGGCAGCUUGAGGAAUUGGAAAACCUCUUCAAUGAGACCAGCUACCCAGACAGCAGCACCAGGGAGUCCCUGGCCAGGACCACCCACCUCUCUGAAGAAACAAUCAAGGUCUGGUUCAAAAACCGUCGGGCAAAGAUGAGGAAAGAAAAGACGUCUCUCUCGGAGCAGUUGGACAGUUCCAGUGAGUGCAACAGCACAGACACAGUAGACAAAUGCCCUAAACAGUUACUGGACAUCAACAUCAAUUCAUGACAGCCGAGCACAGAGGGACUACUAUUAUACACAUGCAGAAAUACCACUGUAUUCUCAACCUGAUGCAGACUUCUUCACACCUUAGGAAUGCAACAUGUAAAAAAAAGACAUUUGUAUACAAAUCUAUAAAUGAUGGUGAGCAUUCAGCAGAACCAUAUCUUGCCUUUACCAUCUACCUCUGACUAACUCCCAAUUUUGUCUGAAAGUAGCUUUGCACCGUGAAAUUGCCCUCUUGUUCUAAUUUCAUAGCUUAAUUUUAAGUAGUCUUACCUAUUUUGUACCAUUAAUUCACAUCUGUCUGGAAACCCACGUUAAUCACCUCAUUUAAGGCUCAAACUCUCCUUUGAGGGUAGAUUCAGUUCAAUUUUGUAGAAUAACGGAUUAAUCUCCUUGAAUCUAGAGAGUGAGUAAAGCUAUAAAGUGUAGGAAAAAACCCAAGAUCUUUCUAAUCUCCGCUAACUAAUCAAACUAAAUUCUAGUCCUGGAAGUCAUUACUGUAUAUUUACAUGUGAAUAUUUAAUUUUAUUGUCUUUGUUUGGCCAGUCUCCAAUACUUGAGACUCCCUUUGUCACUACACUACUGUUUUAUCAAUAGUUAUAUUCCCUAGAAAUUUUCUGUUAAUGGUCCUCUGACACUUAAAAAUAUUUCAGUGACAGUGGCUGUUUGUCCAUCUCCUUGUACUUAAGGAGAGUGAUUUGGCCUGUGGCGAUCAGCCUCUGCAGAGACCAGGGGAGUGCUGAAAGCACCCCAUAAUUCUUCACAGCUCUAGCAGAUUCUGAAAAGAUUCUAAUAUUUAUAUAAACUUUUCUGCAGAGCCCCAUGGAAGCUGGAAUUAGUUUGUGAUCCAUGUACUUUGGUACAUGGCAUUGCAAUGAUAAGUUCUGAGGCUUCAAAUUCAUUUAAACAUCUUUAUUUUGCAGCUGGUUGUACAAUCUCACAAAUCCUGUACAGACUGAUAGAUAAUACAAUUCCAGAGCAGAAACAGAAAAUGUAGUUUUUAAACAUAUUUCUACAGGAAAACUCUUCAAGUGAUAUAAUGUGUACAGAGGCAGGAAUAUCUUGAAUUUGUUCCUUCUUUACAUUUUCAUGAACAUGAGUGAAUUUUGUCUUGAUUAAAAGCAGAAAUUACUUGAGAAAUCCAACAUGUUUGGCAGCAUCUGUAGAGAGAAAGUGGAGCUAACGUUUUGAGUCCAGUUCACUGGACUCACAAUGUUAACUGCUUUCUCUCUAAAGAUGUUGCCACACCUGAGUUUCUCCAGAAAUUUCUGUUUCGUUUCAGAUUUUUAGCAUCUAUAGUUCAUUGUUGUAUUUUGUCUUGAAUAAUUCAUGCACUUUUUCUUCUCCUUCCACUGCUGUUUCUUUCUUUCCCUGCUGAAGGCAUCAUCAAUGACUUCUCCCUCUAGUACUCACCCAAGUGACAAGCAUAGCAGAUUACAUUCUUAGCUUAUCUGAUUUCAAGAGCUGUAAUGUUCUCUCCAGCUCCUACUACCAAACUUACACAACUAAAAUGUAAGAAUAACAGAUAGAAAGAGAGGUUAAUUUUCCCCUGGGGCCACAAGAACUAACGAUUGAGGCUCUAAAAUUACCUUGGAGAUUAGAAAACUUUACAAAGCCCACACAGCGUCUGUGGCCAAACUAUCAAGGCAAGAACCCAUCUCUUCCCUCUGUAAACUCCUGGAAGAGGAGGAACCAAGUAAGAAAUAAUAAAUGGCCAAUUUGGGGAAAACAAAUUCUAGUGAAUUCUUUCUUCCCGAGAACACACAGCUCCAGACGAGACGAGGCAUCACCUACUGAUCACACACACCUUAUGCAACACCAGAUGACCUUCCAAUCGCAGCUUUCAAAGCAAAUCCAAUUAUGUUAAUGACUUAAUGAUGGCGGUUGGACAGUAGGAGGGAAUUGAUUAUCCUGACUUCUGGCAUCUUAACUUCCUCUUUCCUUCUUUUAUAUUGACAUAUUUCCCCUUCUUAUCCAACUCAAAUAACCCACCCCAUUAGCAAAAUGUACUCCCUUCAUCACCUCAACCACAUGAAAUCCAUGGAGAUGAAUUUCAUCUUGGACAACAGCUAGUUAACUGCUCAUUCACACUCGAGCCUGUUUAAACCCACCCCAUUUACACAGCUCUGUAUUUGUGGUCUUCUUCUAUUUUGUUUCCCGUCAACUUCGGGAUGUUGGGUAGACUAUAAAGGGAGACUGAAUUACUCUUAUCCACACCGCACUGUGUCACAGAGGGGGAAUGGCCAAACCCCUCUAAUACUUACUAAAACAGCCAGAGAAGCUCACCUUUCCUCUUGUAAUCUUUUAAAAGAGUGGCUAUAAAGAAAAUCCAUGAUCUCAAACUUUACAAUUAUAAAAAACAAUUUAUUUACUUAACCCUAACAACAAACAAAUUAACAGGAUUGCUAACAAACUGACAAUUCCCCCAGACUACUAACUACUCCCUAACUGAUCUAAAUUCCACCAGAAUGCUGUUCAAAUAAACACAAGUCCCACUUACAUAAACCCAAUUAACUAGACAACAAUAAAUUUAAAUUUAAUCUCUCCAAGUUCACACAAUGUUUCUUCUGUCGACCUUGAGUCACAAAUGUCUUUCGGCUGGUAGGGAUGUUCUCUUCCUUAAUUUCUUCAGUGAAGACUUUGAGCUAAAAUACUGUGGUACCUUUUUAAGAGAGGUGAAUUUUUUUUGUGAAAGCCAGGUUUGUAUCUCAGAUGGUGGACUUACUUUCGCUCCAGCUGAAGUUUGGCUCUCCCCUCAGAUGGCAGUUGGCUCUCUCCGGUUUUUCCAAAUGCCCUCAACUUUAUAUAACGCACGUUGACCCAUCAAUGUCUAAAAAAAUGAUUGGUUUCAGGUUGUCAACACCAUCAGAUUUAAGGUCGAUUGGCUUUUGGUAUCUAGGUGCUUGUUUUAAAUUCAAACUUGUCUUCAAAACAAGCCUGAGGGUUUCUAUUCACACAGCUAAUGGAUGCAUGUUACAAUUUUAGAACUGUCUGUACUAUUUCCCAGCUGCUUACAGACACCUUCUGUUUAACUCUACGCUUAAAAGCAUUUCAACUCUCAAAAUAACCACACAUUUUAGCUUCCUGCCCUCCAAUUCACAAAUACUCUACCCAACUUCGUAACAACUGCCACCUGAAGAAAUUUUACCCCCAUGGUUUUCUAAUGGAAAAUAAACCCAAUAAUUUUGGUGACACAUUCUGAAUUUGGAUAUUAAUACCACCCUACCCUGCGAAGGGACCGUAUAUACUAAUAGUUUUCUCAAUGCCUUAAAUUUGUUCCUAAAUAUCUUCAUAUUUCUCUAUUCUUUUAAGAUAUUCCUUACAAUCACCGUCUUUGAUCAAUCUUUUUGGUCAUCUAUCAUAGUAACUCUUUUUGUCAUUGUAUCAAAGUUUUUGUUUGAUGAUAUUCCUAUUAAGCACCUUGGGAAAUUAUAUCACAUUAAAAAUGCUACACAAGUGAAAGUUAUUGUU
Messenger RNA from Stegostoma tigrinum, 4347 nucleotides. Its product is annotated as homeobox protein goosecoid-like. The record is from RefSeq and is a predicted model, not a curated record. The transcript has 4 exons. Gene Ontology annotation, molecular function: DNA-binding transcription factor activity, RNA polymerase II-specific; RNA polymerase II cis-regulatory region sequence-specific DNA binding. Bases 262 to 879 code for a protein of 205 amino acids. Gene Ontology annotation, cellular component: nucleus. Gene Ontology annotation, biological process: regulation of transcription by RNA polymerase II. NCBI's taxonomy places the organism in Eukaryota, Metazoa, Chordata, Chondrichthyes, Orectolobiformes, Stegostomatidae.